CGUGUGUACGAACGAGAUUUAUAUUUUAAACACUUCAAAAAUGUUUCGAAUUUUAUUAAUUUUGUCAACGAUCGUUUUUUCCCUUACGAUUGGUGAUGACGCUAAUUUAAAUCGAACGGAUUUGAAAUGCAGUGGACGUGUUUAUUACAAUGUUACAUUGACCGCAUAUUAUCCUGAAUAUUUGAGCGACAAUGAAAUUGAUUAUUUGGAUAUCAGAGGAAAGAAAUUAAAAACACUUCAGGAUUACAUAGAUGGACGUGAGACUUAUGUUACAGCAAGUAUGGAUUUAUUAGGUACCAAUCUUAAAUAUGGUUCUCAUUUGUGUAUACCUGAAUUAAACGAACACUUUGGUAGGCGCAUUCCUUUACAGGCACGUGACUAUGAUAGCAACAUGAGUGGUAAAAAAUUUUCUAGAAUUGACAUUUGUGUUAGAACUGAUGUUGACAGUUAUGAUCAAGCUGUAAAUCGUCUUGUCACUUUAUACAUAUGAUUAUACUAAUUACAACAACAACAACAACAACAAAAAUGAUAAACAAUUCAAUGAAAUGAAAUUAAUAUUAACAUAUU
Molecule: messenger RNA, 567 nt
Organism: Polistes dominula (European paper wasp)
Lineage: Eukaryota; Metazoa; Arthropoda; Insecta; Hymenoptera; Vespidae
Source: RefSeq, a predicted model, not a curated record